This is a messenger RNA of Scophthalmus maximus (turbot), 14214 nucleotides long. It is a transcript of the gene nova2, whose product is annotated as NOVA alternative splicing regulator 2. Gene Ontology annotation, cellular component: cytoplasm; nucleus. NCBI's taxonomy places the organism in Eukaryota, Metazoa, Chordata, Actinopteri, Pleuronectiformes, Scophthalmidae. Gene Ontology annotation, molecular function: mRNA binding. The coding region runs from base 1238 to 2794 and encodes 518 amino acids. The transcript is spliced from 5 exons. Gene Ontology annotation, biological process: mRNA splicing, via spliceosome; regulation of alternative mRNA splicing, via spliceosome. The record is from RefSeq and is a predicted model, not a curated record.
CGAGAAGGGUUCUCGUGGUGUCAGCGAACCCAAUUGGUUGCAGCGAAGCGCAGGAUUUUGCUCGCCUUACGCAACAUCUGUCCGAUAUUAGACUUUCAAUUCUACUUUGCUUUCACUUGCUUUGGCGUCUCUAUAUUCUGCAUGGAAAAAAGUGUGUUUUGCGCCACAACAAGAAUUCGACGGGCGAUGUGACACAGGUUAGUCUAACGUAGACAAUCCAUAAAAAAAAAUUCAGCACCAUCCCAAAAUAAGUAUAACCCCCCCCCUCAAAUCUAAGCCGACAUUCCCCAGAGCAACAACUACUGGCUUCAUUUCCUGCCCAAAAUGCACCGAAACACAGAGACGAAGUCGCACUUCCCCAUUCGCGUGUUGAAAAUCCGAGCUUCCGGAAAGCGCGUGAAGGCACCUCGGGGCCCUGUGACGUCAGCCGCUCCCCUGCGCUCCCUCCAGCAGCCAGUCAGAGAAGGGAUGCUCUGAACGCAAGACUGCAGCAUCUUCGCCGAGAGAUCGAGCAGGAAAAAACAAAACGUCUCUUUCUCUGCGUGUUCCUCCAGCUCCGUACCUCCGGACCCUCCUCGCCCACCCCGUCACCCCUGGGUGUCUUCAUGAUCGGACCCAGGACAGGAUAAGAAGAAAGAAAAUAAUAGCCUGCCAGUAACGCAUCGGAUUUUUUUGUUUUGUUUGGAGGCUGCUCUUAUUGCUUCGCCGAUCCUCUUUCCUUUCUUCCUUUCUCCUGCCUUCUUUGUCUUUCGGUUGUGAUUUUGUUUGGUUUUAUUUAUUGUUCCGUUUCGCUGCUGUUGCAGAGGAGCGCCACCAUCCUCCACUGCCUGACAUGAGUACGCUCUUUUAUCCGGUUGCAGCGGAAUGACACACAUAUCCUAGUCCGCAUAUCCGAAGGUUGAUGGAAGAUUGACGCCUCGUCUGCACGUUUUUAGUCGCCCAGAAGACACUCCGACUGCAGAGGUUUCGGAUUUUUCCCAGCCCACUGUGAGCCGAUCAUCCGCCGCCUUCUGUCCCUGCGCAGCAUCUCUCCGUACGCACGGCGCACCGCAGAGAAACGCGCUGCUAACCUCUCCGUGAGAAACAGGCGUAUUUUUCCAAUUCCUAAAUCUCCUUCGCCUUCUCCGAGGACUCGUCUGCACGGCGAAGCUGCGUAAAAAAAAAGAAAAAAGGAAAAAGGAAAAGGGGGGGAUUUAAACGCAAACGCAGCCCAAGCAUCCAACAGCAAGCUUGAAAAAUGAUGGCCGGCGGAGCAGUACAGCAAAACGGGAUUUUCUCAAAUCCUCACCAUCACAAUCAACAACCACACAUGGAGUCAGAUCCCCCGGACUCGCGUAAAAGACCCCUGGAGACUCCCACGGAGGCCAGCAGCACCAAACGCACAAACACGGGAGUGGCCUUCCUGCAGCCCCUUUUUGAAACUGAAGGAAUUGUAUUCCCUCACCAAGAAACUGAGACUCAUGAGGAAGGCGAGUACUUCCUGAAGGUUUUGAUUCCCAGCUAUGCGGCGGGUUCGAUCAUCGGGAAGGGAGGCCAGACCAUCGUCCAGCUGCAGAAAGAGACUGGAGCCACCAUCAAACUGUCCAAAUCCAAAGACUUCUACCCCGGGACGACAGAGCGUGUGUGUCUGAUCCAGGGGACGGUGGAGGCGCUGAACGGCGUCCAUGACUUCAUCGCUGAGAAGGUGAGGGAGAUGCCUCAGAGCACCCAGAAGUCAGAGCCGGUCAGCAUCCUGCAGCCACAGACCACCGUCAACCCAGACCGCAUCAAACAGGCCAAGCUAAUCGUCCCCAACAGCACGGCGGGGUUGAUCAUCGGUAAAGGUGGAGCUACAGUCAAGGCAGUGAUGGAGCAGUCUGGUGCGUGGGUCCAGCUAUCCCAGAAGCCAGAGGGCAUCAACCUGCAGGAGCGUGUGGUCACCAUCAGUGGGGAGCCCGAGCAGAACCGCAAAGCUGUGGAGAUCAUCGUCCAGAAGAUCCAGGAGGACCCGCAGAGCUCCUCCUGCCUCAAUAUCUCCUACUCCAACAUCACGGGGCCAGUUGCCAACUCCAACCCCACCGGCUCCCCGUACGCCAAUUCGACCGAGGUCAUGCCGUCCGCGGCAGCUGCUGCGGCGGCCACGGCCUCCUCUCUGCUCGGCCAGGCUGGCCUGGCAGGGGUGGGCGCCUUCCCGACCACCAUGUCCAGCCUCUCGGGCAACGACCUGCUGGCCAUCACCUCCGCCCUCAACACUCUGGCCAGCUACGGCUACAACACCAACUCCCUGGGCCUGGGCCUGAACCCCGCUGCAGCCUCAGGGGUGUUAGCCGCCGUAGCAGCCAACGCUAAUCCAGCAGCUGCCGCUGCAGCAAAUUUGUUAGCAUCCUACGCCAGCGAUGCAUCCACCAGUGCCGCUCACCCAGCAGCUGGUCUGGGAGGAUUCUCCUUGGGAUCCCUGGCCGCUGCCACCGGGGCCACCAACGGCUACCUAAGCGCAUCACCGCUGGUGGCAUCAUCUCUACUGGCCCAGGAGAAGCUGGUAGAAGGAGCAAAGGAAGUGGUGGAGAUCGCCGUGCCCGAAAACCUGGUGGGAGCCAUCUUGGGGAAAGGAGGGAAGACACUAGUGGAGUACCAGGAGCUGACUGGCGCCAGGAUCCAGAUCUCCAAGAAAGGCGAGUUCAUCCCGGGAACUCGGAACAGGAAGGUGACCAUCACGGGUUCCCAGGCCGCCACACAGGCUGCACAGUACCUGAUCAGCCAGCGAAUCACCUACGAGCAGGGGGUGCGUGCCACCAACCCACAGAAGGUGGGCUAAACCUGACAGCCAAUGAGAAACGAGGAGGAAAAGAGGAGAAAAAAAAGAGUGGGGGCUUGGGGGAGGAGUAUAACAAAGUGAGAGUGAGAAUGGAAAAAGGAGAGGAGAGCAAGAAUGUCAGAAGGAGUCGUCCGCGCCAUUUUCUUCUGCGUGUUUUCAGUAUUCUUUAUUAAAAAAAAAAAAUUUGACGCAAAGCAAAAAUGUGCUGAGAAGACGAGGCGGGAGAGGAGCGAGUUAUCACGCUGAAAAACCAAGAAAAAAAUGUGUAAAAUGUAAAUAAGGUUUUAUUACUUAACGUCUUGACCUUUCGGGAUUUUUUAUUGUUUUGUUUUAUUGUUUUGUUUCGUAAAUUAAGCUGUCUGUUUGUUCGUUUGUGUAUUUUGUGGACAAAGCUGAAUGCCAUGUAGACGGGCCGACUGCCUCAGACGCUACAGGAAAAGUGGGGGGAGGGAGGGAAGGGCAGGGGCACGGAGAGGGGGAGGGUUGGCGUUUACAGGGUACAACCCUCCCACCCCUCAAUCCAAAAUCUCUUGUGGAAACAACCCGUACCCUUCCCUCCCGCUGCAGCCCACACUCAUCACCCUCCCGUAGGGUUUUUGUUUUUCUUCUAAUUUUGACGUGUCCCUUGAGCCCCUCUCCCCGACUCCCCCCCAAAGCCCCUCUCACUACUUGCCCCCGUGCCCUGCCCCUCCUUCCAGCCCUUUUAUAGGGUUGGGGGUUUUUUUUGUUGUUUUUUUAAUGAACAAGACUGCAAACUUCAGCUGAUGUGUGAGAGAAGAAUCACCCUCGACUUGGCCCAACCCUGUUCAUUCUCUACCCUGCCUAUGAUCUCACCUCUCUCCUCCUGCCCCCCUUUUGUGGAACAUGAUGGAAGGGAGAGGUGAAACCAGAGAGGGGUGUGGGGGAGAAAAUCAGCUGGGUGUUUCUUCAUCUGCACACACCCCUGCACACCCUGUGAUGUGCACCGCAAGCAGUGCAGCGCCGCAAUGGUUGCUGCCGCACGUGGCAUCGUCCCCAUACGCGGGCUCUAGUGUUUGAGAUAGAAUGCUGAGGCGCACGCUGAUGACCUCACGCAGCGCGAAAAACUAGGAAGCGGCGAGAGCGAUACUGUGCGAGUCGCGGCAAACGCAGGGUCUUUGGCAAUUUUUUUGCAGUCUGCUGUGAUCAUUCUAUUAAUGAUACUGUCAAGAUUAUUACAAUAGGAAUCAUCACCAUAGUCAUUAUUUAUUAAUGAGUUCACCCAUAUGAAGCUCAGUUGUUUCAUUUUUAAAAAGAAAUCUGUGAAUUCAGGUUGACAUGAAUGUAAAUGAGACUAUUUUUGAUUUGAAUCUUUUGUUUUAAUUUAAAUGGAUUGAAGAUGAAUAGUAAUGUCACAUAGUGUAAUAUAUGUCUUAUUUAAGUCCAGUAAGAGAGCCGCCCCAGGCAUUGAGAUCAUUAUAGUGAAGGAUCAUUUUAUAUAUCCAGUAAAAGAGCAGAACAGGGAACACACACACCUACACACACAAACACACAAACAAAACACUAUGAUGCCAUAUUUGGUGCUAGAAAAGGGAAUUCACCAUAUCUAUGAUGCAGACUGCAGUGAGACCUCUAGAUUAACAAGAAAAUUUCAGUACACCACUCACCACAGGCUGCAGAGCAGCAUUUUAGCAGCUAUAUUAACCUUAAUUGCCUGAUUAUCAUGCUCGGCUAUUCUAGCUCAUGCUCUUAAAUAUCCCCACUGUGUUAAUUUCUGUAGUAAAAAAAAAAAAAGAAGCCAGUUACAGUUUGCCGACAAUGUCAAAAUUUGUAACUGAAAUGAAUAAUUGAGUUGACUAAUUCUCCCAUGAAUUGCUGCUGCGUAGCCUGGCCUGUGGUCUUCCAAACCCUUUAGACGAACCUGAACCACAGACUAGAUCAAGCAAGAGCACUUACAGACUCACAACGUACUACUGAGGAAUGCAAACACGGAGUAAGAGGGAACACUGAAACAAGACGAGGGAACGGCGUUGGCCUGGGGGUCCACUGCAAGACGCCCCUGUAGAUUCGCUAUUUGAAGGCAGCGUGGAUAUCGGUUCAGGAGAUGAGUAGCCUCGCGGAUCUUUGCCCUUAUCAAGCAACCGUCCGACUGCCGAUGAGGUAAAGGGCAGAGAGAGAUUUUUCAACAUGCGUCCAGUGAGUUGCGCUCGUUUCUGCCUCUGGCACACUGCAGGUCUCCCGUGGCAACAGGUUUUUCUGGCCACCGUAGACCCAGGAGGCUGCUGAAGAUGCUGUUGUUUCUUUUGUUGUUCAUUUUUGUUUGUGUUGGGGGUUUUUUUCUCCUGUUUUUUUGUUGUUGUUUUUUACAAUCGGAGUACACUGAAUUUUUGUCUUAAUGCACUGUGAAGCAAGGAGUAGUUCUCCCUGCCUAUGAGGUCAGGGAUGUGUGCUGUAGGUGGCAAUCGCGAUUGGAUGGUUUUUUGUAGGGCAGGGAAAAAAACAAACACACAUAUAUGAAAUAUAUGUAGAAUGCAUAUGAAGAACUUCACCAGAAAAUGCACGUCAUAUCUGAAUACUGAAGGAGGAGAAAGAGACUAGGUCGAUGAAGAGGAUCAAUCAAUUGAGGUCAAGAGUUGAGAUCAAUUACAUUCUACUUACCUGCGUUGUAAUCAGAGGGCGGGAUGUUGGGGGAGCGUUAGGUGUCCAGUAGCAGAUUGAAAAGACUGGAACAAAUUUCUAAAUUCACUUUUCUAUCGGAAGCUGUAUCUUUUUCAUAAACAGUAGAAAAUCGCAAUGCACUGCACAUCCCCUGGACUGAUACUUCAGUCCAACAGGAGUUGAAGUGCGACGACACGUUAAAUGCCAAAAACAAACAUGGAGGGGGGUGCAUUUGAUUCAUUGACCUAAACAGCCUGGUGAGGGGAGGGUAGGGGACAACCAAAACAAAAACCCAAGAGACUUUCUUGAUUCAACCAAUCCGACUCAAAGUCCUCCACUGUGCUAUCGAAUGUGUCUCUCUGUUGGAGCGCCAGUGAGGGUUUAUCUCCACAGCUUGGUAAGGAGGCUUCUUUACUCCCAUCUAACACCAUCCACACUCUCCUCACCCUCCCUCACACCCGUCUUCAGUCCUCCAGAGCACUCCCAUCCUGACACCCCCUCUCCUCCUACCGCAUCGCUCCAUGGGUGACUAUGUCUGGUGUUUAUGAUCAAUGCAUGUCUGCUGCUUGCCCCUGACAAACACCGCGGGUUGAGUCUCUCUCGUCUUUGCCUCCUCGGGCAGCUGGGGGCCUCGGAGGCGCCCUUGGUGCACCACCAUCAGAAAGCGCACACGCCUGCAGAGGAGGUCAUAGUUGAGGCCGGCGGGGCACAGUGCACAAACACUCCUAUCAGUGCGUUGGAUCCUAAUUUGAUGACACUCAAGUGAAACGACAAUAAUUUGCUGCACAGACAUCAAACACACACACACAUAUCGUGAGGGAAUAAUUUGUCAUCGAUGGGGUUUGGUUGUUUUUUUUGCUGGAUAUUUUGUCAGAGACCAUUAGGAGGUAGCGGGCUUUUCUUAUGCUGUGGAAAUGUACUGUGUUGUAUUCAAUUAAUGGGUCAGUUUAUAAUUUGGGUGCAUUUUAAGUCAGGUUCCUCAUUUAGGAAAUGGCAAAGAAUUGCUGAUUGCAGCUGUAAGGUGAAUAUGUUUGGGCUUUGGAACGUUCUGGAAACUUUUGACAUGCUUUGGUCAGUAUGUUUUCAUCAACUAGUUCAGGGAUUAAUCAACAAUUCUGUUAUAAAAAUAAAAAUAAAUGAUCUAAAGAUGAUUUUAGGAUAUUAAAAUAAUUAAAGCCUUAGUUGUGUCAUUUCACAGAGACAAGCCGCAAAGUUUCAUUGCUGACUUACUUUUGGAUGCAGCACAGUACAUUUACAACGGAGAAAACUGCAUUGCAGUUCCUGAUUUAGGCGCCAGGAAAUUUAACUGACACGGGACGGAUUUGUUUUUCAUCUCAUUCACUAAACCUUAGAAAGGUCUUUGUUCUCAGUUUGUCUUUUUACACAGCGGCCAAUCUCUUUAGGUAUCUUUAUGUCGGGUGAUGGAGAUAAAAAUGUGAUGAUUACUGGAAGCAAUACACGUAGUGGCAUGUCGUCUUGUCCUGUCCUUUAUCCUCUGUCCGCCGUAGGAGCUUUUGGAUUUACUUGUAGAUAUUGAAUAGGUUUACACGAGUAAGAGAAAAAAUAAUAAUUUGUGAAAUAUGCUGCUAUUUAAUAAUAACUGAUGUACUAAAAAUACAAGGUUAAAAACAUAUCGAAAUCUGUCCUUUAGCUGGAGAGGCUAGUCUCAAGUGGCAGCGUAAUACAACACUCUGUUAUAAACUUAUCGUAAGUUAAUAAUAGUCAUUCUAACCUUAAGUUAAAACUUGUGCCAAAAUAGGUCUUUGCGGAGUGGAACUGUAAAUGAGUUGAUUUAAACCACGUUAGAUAAGAGGAGACAUACUUUUGUAUUAAGAAAAUGUGAAGAGUGCCAAAUGAACCAUAUUUAUAAUUGACAUAGGAAGGGAGCCGUCCCAGUGACCGUUUUUAAGAACUAGGUAGACUGAAGGACGAAGCGCCUCAGUAUAGCAGUUUGUUAAAGCCCUCUCUGUUCCUGCCACAAGAGGAGGGAACCGACAUGUUAGCCACGCGUUAGCCAGUCCUCCGGGAACUACCCUCCCCAGAAUGCAACAGCACUACGACUCUGGGGCUAGACGAACCAAUAUAGUGAUAGAUUUGCAUAAUAGUGCUAAAAGAAAAAUGUGACUAGAUAGCAUUCUUAAAUACAGCCUUUUAUAGUUACGAUGAAAAUGUAUUUUGUGGAAAUAGAUGUUAUCUUUUUUGCACGUCUAUAUUGCAUGAUAUCAAAGUGAAACGUGGACAAAAAAAAGUGCGGGGGGGGGGGAAUUAAAGAAACACACACAAAAAAAAGAAGUGAAAUAAAAAUUAGGCAGUGUGUCGUUCAUUUUUCGGAGACAAACCCUUGCAUGCCGAUAAAGGUCGAGCAUUUUGAUAUUGUUUUACACGCGUUCAAAUGUCCGUCGUCUUUUCAACGUGUUCACGUCGAGUCCUGGUCCCCGGGCCACAAGAUGAUGAUGGUUUUUCCGACGUCACAGCGCAAUGCGGAUGUUGUCGUUCGUGCGUCUGACCUUCCUCGGCGGGGGGGGGGGGGAACGAACAAAACUCUCGAACAAACCUAAGACUAUUUUGCUACUUGCUGAGUGAGCUCGUACUAGAAACUUUCUCACUCGCUAUCCUCACUUUGGGGAAAGGGGGGGGGGGGGGGGGGGGGGGGGGGGGGGGGGACGAAAAGAGGAAAAAAAAUCAGGAUUGAAUUUUUGGAAAAAAAGAAAAGAAAAAAGACUGAGAUUGUCCAUGAAUGUACUCACCUCUGCAUACGUUUGCAUAUCACUCCUCUGACCAUUGACGUGCAGUAGAGGCUUUUGUGUGUUUUUGUACUCUAACAUUACUAACCCCUCAACGUGCUUUGUGGAGCUCUCAGUAUAACGCUGUUGUCUGUCCUUUUAACCCCCGCCCCCACCCCCACCCCCGCCCUCUGAGCUGUGGCCUGUCUUGUCACUGAUAUGCACCUUACUGACCUCAAAUACGACAUGGAGCAUCUCCCGGUGUAUUAACAACAGGCUUGGGAGAUUUUCACAACAGCCCCUCCCUCAUCUGCGACCCCCCCCCCCCGGACACGCACACAAGUGUGCGUUGUGGUUCGGGUCUCCCUUCGGAGGCCUCAAAUUUAGGACGGACUGUGUUGUCCCUCCCUUAGUAUGCAAUGCAAUGCUCUGACGUUGGGGAGGGAAGCCACACUGAACAUUGCCAGGGUGAUCUCAAAGAGUGAGUGAGUGUUGUUUUUUAAAAUCCUGAUCCCUCUCUCUUUCUCGAGCUGUUUUUCUUCCACUUCAGUUCAAUUUGGCGCUAUGCUGCAGAGUCCAAAACAAAUGUGAAAACAAACCGACUAAAAUGGCCAAAGUCCAGCCACCUCUCUCCCUCUCUCACCCUUUAUUAUAUAACCAGAAACGUGUGGUCAUGGUGUGUGUCCUGACACAUGUUGUCAUGGUUAAUGGCCCGCCUCCUACAAGACUCCAUGAAAAAAGAAAAGAAGGAAAUAAUUUCCAUUACUACUCUUAGGGACAUGUUUGCACUAAGCCCUCUGCUGUUACCGUGCAUGGCGGGCUGAGCUGAGGUGGGGGUCCGUGUGUGAGACUACUGUAGAUGUGUAGCCUUGUUGUAGGUGUGUAUUCAGCGGUGUAUUUCGAUGUGCAUGCUCCUCUCUCUCCCUCUCUCUGAGUCUGUCUGCUUCAGGCCAGUUCUGUGCUCGUGGUGUCUGUGUUGCAACGUGGCCGGCUAGUCAUGGUUGUUUCCUUUAUCUUUAUUCUGACGCGUCGAGGAAUGCAAACUGAACUCUGGCCUGCUAGCCAGGUGACCUCAUUGCUUCUCUGGGUGUGUGGCUCUUUGACAUUGUCCUCAGAUUGUCCGCCUCUCCCCGCCCGCCGCGGCCCCACCCACCUCCACAAACUCAAACCCACUCUCACCCACACCCAUCACUGACCCUCUCACCUCUUCAAACGCCCUCUCAGACAUAUUACGGGACCCUGCUUUUUCCACUUUUUCCACCCCCCCCCCCCUCCCCCCAAUCUCGGGCCCCAUCGAAGCACCAGCAACUGUAGACUGCAUUUGUCAUAUCACUGUUUUUCUGUUCCUUCUUCUCGUUCUGUUUUUUUUUUUUCUUCCUGGUUUUGAUUUGUACUGUAUGCUCUGUCUAACCUAGACCAGUUUUAACAAAAUGCCAUUUCUGUGUGUAGCCUGUUUACCCCCCCACCCCCUGCACACACACUCUUCCAUGGCCUCUUUUUUUGCACUUUCACUGCCCACUUCUCCUCUUCGCCCCACACAUACACACACUUUCCUCCUCCGCCUCCCGACAAGCCUCUUCUCUCGAGUGCCAAAAUAGAACAGUGAGGAAAACAAAACAAAAACAGAAAAAAAAAAAGACAACAACUACCAUUCCAAGCGUUUCUUUGAGUUGUUCUUGUGUGUCGGACAUCCAUCCUGGAAGCACCCAUGAAGCCAGCAUGCUCCGCCCUCAUAACAUGAUGUCGCUCAUGACGCCUCAACUGAACAGCACCUUGCCCCCCCACCACCACCACCACCACCUCCUCCUCCUCCUCCUCCUCCUCCUCACCACCCCCCACAGAAGGAUUAACCCCUCUGCAGGUUGGCUACCUACCUACUGUCCUGCCUCUCAACCUACCUAAAAAAAAAAAAAAAAAGCCCUACCGCUCAUGCCAGCUGCUUUCCUAAUUCUGUCAUCUCUUCAGCCGGUGGGACUUCAUUGAUUGUGUGCCAUAGUGUUGGGGGCACCUUUCACUCUCCUCACCUCCCCCUCUUUCUACCCCCCCCCCCCCCCCCCCCCCCCCCCCCCCCCCCCCCCCCUCACCUUUUCUCUCUCCUUACCCCCCCUCCUCUCUUGCUCUCGCUCCAUUUGAUUUUUCUCAAUGGGAAAGAUUCAAAAACUCCAUUUUCUAAUGAUGAUUUUUUUGUUGUUGUUUAACAUCCAAACCACGCACGCCGACACACGCACUGCCCCCCCCCCCCCCCCCCCCCCCCCCCUCCAUGCGGUGGUGUGGGGAGUGUUUACGCACCGUCAGCUGCGCAGCCAUCCUCUGUCUUCUUGAACUUUUUUGAACUUUCACACCCUCAUGAACUUUAUUGACCUUCUCUCUCCUCCAACCCCCCUUCUGUGUCCAUCCAACUGUUUGGAAGAUAACUCUCCAUUCCAUACCCAAAACCUCUCUGAGACUGUGCAAUGCUAGCUGAUAUACGAUUGGGGAUUUUUUUUUGUUUGUUUGUUUGUUGCUCAUCAUCGGGGACAAUUCUCUGAGAUGUAAAGGGGGAAAAAAAAGAACAAAAAAAACACGAAAGGAAGAGAAAAAAAACAUCCAAAAAAAAGAAAGAAAUGCAGACAAACAAAAAAAAAAAGAAAAAAAAACUCUAAACAACUGUUUCUCCACAAUUUCAUUUUUUUUCUCUCGCAUUGUAAAUAUUUUUGUCAGAUUUCUUGCUGAGCUGUAAAGAGAGAAAGUGUUGAGCAGUAAGGGGCUGGCAGCAUAAUGAGGAACUAGUGGACACCGUAGACGACCAUUACACUUUUCAUCCUCUCUAUCCAAUAGUUAGGUCUGCCUGUAUAAUCGGCUAUUCUAGUUCUACUGUGUUAACCUGUGCCGUCGUUAUUAGUGUUACUUUACCUACUGUAUUCGCUGUUUAGCUUCCAUGUCGGCCGGCAAACUCUUUAGAUAACUGUGCUCAUCAAAUGAAUAAUACUAACCCUUGAGAAGUAGUCCGAGCCAUUCUCAACGUAGGCUUGUUUCUGUGCAUUCGUUGGUGUUUUCCUGACAGUGAGUCGUAGUGGCGCUAGUAUCUUUUUUUCUUUUUAUCAUCGAGCCAUAGUUAUUGCAAACGCUUGGUCGUGUUAGAGACAUAUCAUCGUGGAAAGCGGCUCGACGUGGCUCCUCCAGGUUUGGAGAGAAGGAAAAAACACCCCAGGGAGGUGGACAGAGGAAACUAAGAGAAAAAUAAAUAGUGACUAAGCUCCUCCCGGGCUAAAAAAAAAAUGAGGAAGCUGAGCUGCUAACUUUUGUGCAAUACAGUCCUAGUUUACAUGAAAUAGAACGAUAGUUUAGGGAUGAUGAACCCCUGCAGGUGCCACUCAAACAUUCUGCUGCCUGCAGAAACCAAACCUGUGCAUAUCUCCAUAUAUCACCUCGACAUCAGAGACAUUUUGAAAGUAUUAACGCGAGAUUAGACUCCACCAUCUCAUCACAUUGCUCUGAGCUCCACUCUUGAUUUAUGCUGCCUGCCCCCAUUUGCCCCGAGAACACCACAUGAGCUAUUUAUUUCUCAGACUAUUAUUAUUAUUACACUAUUAAUAAAUAACAACGCAACGAGAAAAAGGGAACGACUGGAAAAAAGGUGAAUUAAUAUUAUUAUUGUUUUGUUUUUAUUUUUUUAGUAUUUUAGUGGUUGCUUUUAACAACAUUCAUUAACUGACUUAAAGAGUAUUCAAUAUUUAAUGUAAUUGUAGCAUUGUGUUUGUAAAGAGAAAAAAAAAACCUAGUGAGUUGUGUUUCUUGACUUGUGGAUUACCAGUGAAGUGGGCAAUCUAGUGCUAAUAUAUAUGAGGUCUUUUUUUAAGGAUUCUUAUUUUGCGACAGCAACAGCAGUCAUUAUAAAUGUUCAUUUUAGCAUCACCUGUCUUCCGUUGUCUUAUUCUUCACCUUCCACCACACUCUGCAUCAUCACAGUAACACAUCGCAAGUCUGGGGGUGGGCAAGAGUGUGUGCGCUUGUGUGACUCAGGGUGUGUGUGUGUGUGUGUGUGUGUGUGUGUAGUGAAUGUGGGUUUGUGUGAUAAACUGUUUCGGAAUUAUUGUGUCAUCAUGAAUAUACCGUGUGCGUGAGUGUAAAUUAACUUAAGCUGUGUGUUUGUGUGUGUCUAUGUAAAAUAUGGUUUGUGUGUGUGUGUCCCCAUGUCCAUGUCCCUGUCCACUCCCUUGUGUAUGAAUGCGUGUAUAUUUACGUGUGUGUGUGUGUGUGUGUGUGUGUGUGUGUGUGUGUGUGUGUGUAUGUGCGCGUGCUGGCUCUGUGAGAGCGGGGGGUUCGGGUGGGUGUUUUGUCCAGUGUCCACCAAAAGCUAAAACCUGUCAGGCUUCCAUACUUCCCAAUGGAACCUCCUGACGUUAUAGCUGCAAACCCUCAUCAUGUGAUCUGACUCAACUCGACUGUCCAUAACCCCCUUCAGUCACCUGACCAACCAAAUCAACCAAUCACUGUCCACCACUACCGCCUUCCCCUGCGCCAUCCUUUGCUGCACACCACGUCAGCCCCAUGUGAUGUUUCUCCAUCGAUAACAUACUACUGUCACAAUCUACUGUUACAUACCGACAGAUCUGGGGAUAAAUACACAUCUAGAAUGGACGUUCAAGUGUUCAAACUUGAGGUGCGCUUGGUUUGGUUUCAUUAUGGUCGUUUUCAAUCUUUGAUUGAUUAUAACAUGUUUGUUUUUUUAUAAAUGUAACAUGGCUCUCCUUAAGAUGCUUUAAAAAAAACAAGAACACUUCAAGUUUUUAGUAUUUCAAAUUUUUAAAUGGUCAGUUCACCCUGGAAUAAGUGUUUGUUUGUCCAGGUUUAGACGUAUCUGCCUCCAGCCCAAAACAGUGGAGGUGACUGGUCUUCAGUGUGUGGUGCUCACAGCAUGGAAAUCCUACAUCAAAAUGUCUGCACCAAUAUCUCUGUCCCUGUUGCUCUGGGUAAACCAGACUCCACUGCACUAGAAAUAAAAUCCCAUUUUUGUGGGAUGGUGAAAGUAAUCAAACAGAUGGCAUUUGCAUAACUUGACACCACAUGUUGGUACAAUUUGGAUGAACUGACCCUUUAACCGGCAUGAGGCGCACUUGUGUUCAUUAAUUCUCAGACCAGUUUGAAACCAUUUUAAAUCCAGAUAUUUUCCCCAGAGCUCCAUAUUACAUUCUACUGUUCAUACUACUGUACGUGCUGCAUACUACCUUACCAGGUCAGAAUCCACCUUAACCUGUCUCCAUGCCAACCACCGAGGAGCCAGUUGCGCUGCAACCGGCUUCCGCCACAACCAACCAACCAACCAACCAUCUUCCUCAGUUGCCGAGGCCACGCCCACCUGACUAUGAUCGUUCCAUAGAAGAAGAAAAUAGAGGAAGAGUGAGGAUAGGGAGAAGGGGUGACAGACGAAGGAGAUGUAGUCGUGAAUCUCAGGGUGUCUUAUAUAGAUCUACUGUUCAGUCUGUUCUCCAGUCUCUCGCUGGUGUCCUGUUGCCCCGAACUGAGCCCAAAGACGAUCAUGUCCUCGCACCAGAAAUUCCUUGUACAACUGAUUGACCACUGACCAAUUCCUCUCGAUCAGUUGAUUGAUAGUAUUGAUUGACCAAUUCUCUUGAGAGACGCUACACAGCCAGCCAGGUGAAGGAAGCUAGGCACUGUAACUAAUGUUUACAACCCAAAUGAGACCAACAACGCUGUUGAAAGAAUGUCUAGGACUUUAAAAGAAAAAAAGAGAGAGAGAGAGAGAGAGACAACUCUCUGAAGAGUACUCAUUUCUAAGUGAUGGAACUUUUCGCUUACUUUCUAUGUGACAUGAGGUAAUGUAAUUUUUUUCAAUCAUUGCAUGUGACUAUUUUGAUUUGCAAUGAAAUUGUUAGAAUGGAUGGUACAUUUGUGACGUCAGUGCAACGUUGAGACGCCGAUGUUGGAAAAUCAAUGUCGCUGUCUUAUAACAGUGUUUUCAUGUCGCCGUGAGGAGUGCUUAUGGACCAAUGAAUGCUAAAUGUGUGACCAUACAAAGCUGUAAAGGUUUUGUUUAUUUGUACAUGGUUAUGGGUAAAAUAAACCAUUGAAGCAAAGUAA